This is a messenger RNA of Rhodamnia argentea, 1162 nucleotides long. RefSeq names its product probable WRKY transcription factor 40. The coding region runs from base 144 to 1058 and encodes 304 amino acids. The record is from RefSeq and is a predicted model, not a curated record. Gene Ontology annotation, biological process: regulation of DNA-templated transcription. The transcript is spliced from 5 exons. Gene Ontology annotation, molecular function: DNA-binding transcription factor activity; sequence-specific DNA binding. Lineage: Eukaryota; Viridiplantae; Streptophyta; Magnoliopsida; Myrtales; Myrtaceae.
UCUUUAUUUUCCGUUGUCCACUAUAAAUUGCGACACCAUUCUUGUGUCCGUCCCUUCAUCUACUGUUGCGGAAGAUUUCUGAGUUAAACUUCAUCACUUCAGGUAUCUUUCUCUGGUUCUUGACGGCGUCGAGUGCAAGUCCGAUGGAAUCGAAUUGGAUAGUGGACACUUCCCUUGAGCUUAACACAUCGUAUCUGAAAAAGGAAAUUGUUCCAAGAACUGAUAACUCUCAAGGAGGACGACAAGAAGAGCCCGUUGUUAAGCAUGAGGCCGGUACACUGGUUGAGGAGUAUCACCGAAUUAGCCACGAGAACAGGAAGUUGACCGAAAUGUUGGCCCUUAUGCACGAGAGCUAUAAUGCGCUUCAUAACCAAUUCAUUGUCUUGGGGAAUAAGACCUCCGAAAGUGAACUUGGCGCGUCAAGAAAGAGGCAGCAUGAAGCUAAUGUCGCCGCCGAAAGUUGUGGUCACAACGAAGAUCAAAUCUUUAAGAAGCCAAAAGAUAGCUUCAAGCCCAAGAUUUCCAGAAUCCACUUCCGAACUGAUGCGUCUGACUUGAGCCUUGUAGCGAAGGAUGGUUAUCAAUGGAGGAAAUAUGGUCAAAAGGUCACAAGAGACAACCCAUCUCCUAGAGCUUACUACAGAUGUUCCUUUGCCCCAACUUGCCCUGUUAAAAAGAAGGUACAAAGAAGUGUUGAUGACCCAUCUGUCCUAGUGGCCACAUAUGAAGGAGAACACAACCACCCGAGCCCGUCUCGGCCCACGAUUCCUCUGGGUUCCGACAAACAGAAACUGGAUCUGGGCGCCCCUCCAAUUCCAUCGUCCUCGAAGUCGAGAUCUUCUAGUCCUAGGAGUCCUAGCGCUCCUGAUUUGAUGCGUCCGGGUUCCGACACUCCAUCUGCAAAAAUGGGCCAAGAAACAGAAGCGGCGGCGGCAUUUCAACAGUAUCUGGUGCAGCAGAUGGCCUCUUCCUUGAAAAGAGAUCCCAAUUUCACAGCAGCACUUGCGGCUGCAAUAUCAGGAAGCAUAUUCGACCAAGCCCGGAUUGAGAAGUGGUGAAUGGACAGGGCAUUGAUUCACCGGAGCUGUGUAUUUAGCAUGAUUUACAUAUAGUUCGAGGAUUGAAUAUGACGGUCGGGUCAUGACGACAGUUGGGUUUUUGA